AUGCAUGUUGUAUUAUCAGGUGUUGACGAAUGUAACAGCAAUGCCUGCACAAACAAUGCAACCUGCUCUGACGUACAUAAUGGAUACACGUGCCAGUGUCAGGAUGGAUUCACUGGAGCGUUUUGUCAAACAGAUAUUAACGAGUGCUCCAGUCUGCCGUGUCAAAACAAUGGGACAUGUAACGACUUGGUCAACUCGUUCUCGUGCAACUGUGCCCCAGGCUUUACCGGCACAACCUGCGCAGCAGACAUCAACGAGUGUUUGACGAAACAGUGCCAGAAUGGAGCCACUUGUGUGGACCUGGUGAAUGCCUACGUGUGUCAGUGCGUGGCUGGGUACACGGGAACCAACUGUGAGACGGACAUCAAUGAAUGUUCUCCCAACCCGUGUCAGAACGGAGCCACGUGCGCGCAUAGUAUCAACAACUACACGUGCACGUGUGUAGCAGGCUACACCGGGAGAAACUGCCAAAUAGACAUCGAUGAGUGUUCACCCAGCCCAUGUCUCAAUGGCGGCCUCUGCUCAAAUGAGAUCAACAAGUACACGUGCAACUGCACUUCCGGGUACACUGGUGUCAACUGCAGGCCAGCUGUGCUGGGCGAUGACUGCAGCGUCCGACCGGCAGUGUGCUCUAACAUCCUGAACUCGCAGUGCACGGGAGGCACGUGUCAGUGUUUGGCGGGAUACGAGAAGACAGGCGAGGCAACUUGCAGCAAGAAAGAUUGUCCGGAUUUGACGGCCCCUAUCAACGGAGCAGUGCAGUUCAUCCCGAGCAAGGACUAUCUAAGCAAGGCUGAGUACUCGUGCAGUGUGGGCUACACCCUAACGGGUAUUUCAACAAGAACGUGUACGGCAACCGGAGCGUGGGAUGGGUCAAGUCCAACGUGUGUUAUUAAAGAUUGUAAGGCUAUCACGGCCCCAUCCAGCGGUACAAUCGACCAGGGGACCGGAACCACGUAUGGAAGCUCGAGCUAUUUCACGUGCAACACCGGAUAUACGCUCAUAGGAGCCCUCUCAACCACGUGCACGAGCGCAGGAAACUGGGAUAACCCGAAACCUGUGUGCGAAAUCAAAGACUGCGGUACGUUGUCGGAACCAAUGAACGGAGAUGUAGAUCUCUCGCAGGGGACCAAGUACGGGGCCAAGGCAUCCUUCACGUGUAAGACCGGCCACACGCUCGUGGGGCUGCCUUCACCGACAUGCACUUCAGCUGGAAUAUGGAGCUCAGCAGCGCCUGUGUGUCAAAUAAACGGCGGAAAGUGUCCAGCCUAUAAGCCAGUUCGGACGUAA
Dreissena polymorpha is the source of this 1290-nucleotide messenger RNA. RefSeq names its product fibropellin-3-like. Lineage: Eukaryota; Metazoa; Mollusca; Bivalvia; Myida; Dreissenidae. Bases 1 to 1290 code for a protein of 429 amino acids. The record is from RefSeq and is a predicted model, not a curated record. The transcript is spliced from 10 exons. Gene Ontology annotation, molecular function: calcium ion binding.